Trichophyton verrucosum HKI 0517 is the source of this 1530-nucleotide messenger RNA. RefSeq lists its product as uncharacterized. The transcript has 3 exons. Gene Ontology annotation, cellular component: mitochondrial small ribosomal subunit. Gene Ontology annotation, biological process: positive regulation of translational fidelity. NCBI's taxonomy places the organism in Eukaryota, Fungi, Ascomycota, Eurotiomycetes, Onygenales, Arthrodermataceae. Bases 1 to 1530 code for a protein of 509 amino acids. Gene Ontology annotation, molecular function: rRNA binding; structural constituent of ribosome. The record is from RefSeq and is a predicted model, not a curated record.
AUGAGGAACAAGGCGACCAGCUACCUCCGGAAACCGAUUGCUAACCCUCGUUCCUUUCUUCCUGGGCGACGACAGAAAAUCCGCCAGUCCUGGAGCAAGUACAACCUGUUCAACAUCACGCAAGUCCGCCUCCCGUUCACAAAGUCAAGGACCUUCUUCCAGCAGAAAUGGUCGGCCAAGUCGCUUGCCCGCGGAUACCAUGGCGAGCAGGUCCGGGAGAGUCAAUGGGAGCGCAUGUUCUCUCGCCGGCUCCGGGCAGUUGUGCCCAUGGACCCCUUUGACCUUGCCCGCAACGACGGUUCGAAAAACGCUGCCGGCCGUGGCUCGGGGAUGGACAAGGGGGGUAAGGAAGACGGUCGUCAAGUCCAGGACACGCCAUACAUGCUCAUGACAUUUGCACCGCUGGAAAGAAGAUUGGACGUUGCUAUAUUCCGUGCUAUGUUUGCAAGCAGUACCAGACAGGCAAGGCAGUUUGUCAUCCACGGAGGCGUAACGGUCAAUGGCAAGAAGAUGCAAUAUCCUGGGUACCUGCUGAACCCCGGAGACAUGUUCCAGGUUGACCCUGAGCGAGUGAUGUAUGCCACUGGAGCUCCCAAAGACAAGAGUCUACGCCGUGCCGGCCGUCUCAGACGACGGAUGGGCGCAAAGUCGAAAGAGGAGAAAGAAGGGGAAGGCGAGGAAACCAAGGCAGAGGAGACCAAGGCCGAGGACAAGGAGCAAAAGAAGGAGGAGGGCAAAGAGGAUGAAGACCCACGGCAGAUGUUGAAGGAGUUGCUUUCCGGAGCCAAGGGGAUCAUGACAUCGUCGGGGGACCUGCUCCCGGCCAAGAGAAGACAGGCCAUCCGUGCUUUCCAGCGGUCCGUCAAGCAGGUGCUCUCGCGGUCGUCUACCACCACGACCAUGACAGACAACCUGGAGGCCCAGUUCCUCGCUCUGAAGAACAUGAUAGACGAGGAUACCAAGCGGGCAGCCGAAGCUGCAAAAAAGGCCGCUGCUAAGAAGGCAGAACAGGCCGCUCCCAGCACUGAAUCACCCUCCUCUGCCACCGAGCCAUCAUCUUCCGCAUCACCCACUACGCCCUCUCCUUCAACUACUCCUAAUGCUGAUACCACGUCUACGACCACAACCACCACCACCACCACCAACAACAACAACAAUAACAACGACAUCAACAAUCAAACCAGCCGAGAUAGCAAGGCCUCCAGCGGAAUUGAUGAUCUCGCAGCGUCCCUGUCCGACGUCGAGCUGGCCGACUACUCUCCCGCGGACCUGAAAGCCCUCAAGCUCGCUCUGGAGGAGAUCCACGAAAACCCCAUCGACAGCACGAAGCCGUAUGCUACCCCCUGGCGGCCUCGCGACUACAUGAGCCCCUUCGCCUUUGUGCCACGCUACCUGGAGGUCAACCACAACAUCUGCGCGGCCGUCUACCUGCGCCAUCCCGUGGCUCGCCCUGGCCGGGCAGAGGUGCCAACCCCCUUCAAUGAAACCAUCGGAGGCGCUGCCUUUGCGUGGUACCUUCGCCGGCGCUGA